CGUGGCGAGCACACAUGAAUUGAAAAACCUCUUAAAAAUUUAAUUUUUUCACAUUUUCCUAUAAAAUACAAAAAUGGGAAAGCGUCGAUUCAAUGCAAAAGGUCGUCAAACCCAAAAAUUUCUCGUGGAUAACAGCGAAACGAAGAAGAUCAAAGUUGAUAUUCCCGUGGAAAAAAUAAGCGAAAAUGCCAACGACACAAAUGCUCUUGUGCUCCCGUCGCAGAAACGAGCAACGAAACUGAAGAAAGAAAAUGUCACCGUAACCCGAAUUUUAUCGAAAAAGCAACGAAAACGCUUGGAAAAAAUCGUUGACCAAAAAGAAAAGAAGAAAAAUCACGCAGCACUCGUUCAGGCAUUAGCUUCUGUUCAAAUUCCGAAGACUCAGCUGUCGCAAUACACGUCGAUCAGCACGACACAGACACAGGGCUUGAAAAAAUUAAAAAAUGAUGGAAAAGAGACGAAACGAAUGCGUGAAAUGUCGAUUGGAGAAGGAGAUGAAGUGCCGUUGAAAGGAAAACGGAGAAAAGGAAUGAUAAAUGCGUUGACGGUUGAUGACGAAAGCGACGAAGAAGAUGAAACAGGAACAAAACCGCGAGAUUACAACGUUGUUGGCGUCGAAUCGAGCGAUUCCAGCGACGAAAAUGACGAAGAAGAGGAAGUUGAACCUGAAAAAGUCGAAGAAAAACCUCUUGAACCUCCAAAAUCCGAGGCAACUCCUGUCAUUGAAGCGAAAACCAUCGAAAAACCCAAAAUAAUUGAACCAAUUGACCGUAAACCCGCAACUUACAUCCAUUUAGAACGCGAUUCAAAGAUUCAAGCUGCUCGUUUGAAGCUUCCAAUCCUCGCCGAGGAACAACAAAUCAUGGAAACGAUCAGCGAAAACACCGUCGUCAUCAUUGCCGGCGAGACAGGCAGCGGCAAAACGACUCAAGUACCUCAAUUCUUGUACGAAGCUGGAUACGCGACAAAUAAAAUGAUCGGCGUGACCGAACCACGUCGCGUUGCUGCAAUUUCCAUGUCGAAACGCGUCGCAAAAGAAAUGAAUUUGAGUACCGACGUCGUUUCUUACCUCAUGCGAUUCGAAGGAAAUGUCACGGAAAAGACUAAAAUUAAAUUUAUGACUGAUGGAGUCCUGUUGAAGGAAGUAGAAAACGAUUUUCUGUUAAAAAAAUACGGAGUUCUAAUUUUAGACGAAGCCCAUGAACGAAGUGUCUUCACCGACGUGCUAAUUGGACUUUUAUCACGCAUCGUAAUUAUUCGGGCGAAGGAAAAAGACCCCUUGAAGCUCAUAAUUAUGUCAGCAACGCUCAGAGUUGAGGAUUUCACAAGCAACGAAGUGCUUUUUAAGACUCCGCCGCCCGUUUUGAAGGUCGAAGCACGUCAAUUUCCGGUUACAAUUCACUUUAACCGGUUCACUCCUGAAGAUUACGUCGCCGAAGCUUAUAAAAAAGCUGUAAAAAUUCACACAAAAUUACCGGAAGGCGGAAUUUUAAUUUUUGUUACGGGUCAAAAGGAAGUGAAAAGUCUCGUAUGGAAGCUAAGGAAGGCAUUUCCAUAUAAAAAUGAUAAAACCAAGGUUGAAAUUGAAAAAAAGGAGUCAAGUGAGGAAGAAUUGAGUUUCGACGAGGAAGAUUGGGACAUGAUUCGUCAUAAAAAGAAGAAAUUACGCAAAAAAGACAGAGUUCGUGAAGGAAAAUCGAAGAAAAAAGUCGUUGAACAACUGCCAAAAGUGAGUUUAGACUCGUUUAAGCUGCCGCAUGAGAUGCAAGAAGGCGAUAUGAACGAAGAUGAGGUCGAUGUUAGUGAAGCAGGCAGUGAUAGUGACGAUUCAGAGCUUGGAGAGCCCAUUCAAGCCAUCGCCCAGUCACAACCCUUAUGGGUUUUGCCCCUUUAUUCAGUUUUAAGCUCCGAAAAACAAGCUCUUGUCUUCCAAGAUCCGCCGCCAGGCACGAGAUUAUGCGUUGUAGCCACAAAUGUCGCCGAAACUUCCAUCACAAUCCCGAAUAUCAAGUACGUGAUCGACUCAGGGCGACAAAAAUCCAAAGUUUACGACAAAAUUACGGGAGUUAGUGCCUUUGUGGUGACCUACACGAGUAAAGCAUCCGCCAAUCAACGUUCCGGAAGAGCUGGCAGAGUCGGUCCGGGGCAUUGUUAUCGUUUAUAUUCGAGCGCUGUGUACAACGACGAGUUCCAAGACUUUUCAGUGCCUGAAAUUCAAGAAAAACCCGUUGAUGAUCUCAUGUUACAGAUGCGAUCGAUCGGAAUUGAUCGUGUAGAUAAAUUUCCUUUCCCAUCGCCGCCUGAUGCGGUUCAACUGGAAGUCGCCGAGAAGCGUUUGAAGAUGCUCGGAGCGUUGGAAGAGAAAACAAUGAUACGAGGAAAUACGACGGAAACCAUUUUAGCGUUGACUGAUUUGGGAAAAACCAUUUCGCGGUUUCCCGUGAACCCGAGAUUCGGUAAAAUGUUGGCCUUAAGUGAUCAGGGAGGACUUUUGCCGUAUAUAAUUGCGAUUGUGGCGAGUCUUUCGGUGCCUAAUGUGCUCGAUGAGAGUCUUUCCUCGGCGGAUGAUGACGAAGAAGAAGAUGUUCAAGCGAAAAAUCAGUCGAAAUUUCGUGCAAUUCGUCAUAAAUGGGCGGGCGAAGGCGAAUCUCGUGCCCUUGGUGACCCAAUGGUAUUGUUAAAAGCCGUUUCUUCAUGUCUCUUUGAUCAAUCAAGCACAAAUUUGGAGAAUUUCUGCGCUGAAAAUGGGAUUCGAGUAAAAGCUAUUCAUGAAAUCGCUAAAAUUCGACAACAACUUACCAAUGAAAUCAAUAUAAAUGCCACAGAUGUCAAUUUGUGCAUCGAUCCGAAGCUGCCGCCGCCUACAGAUUCCCAAAUUCAUCUCAUCCGACAAAUUCUGCUAUCUGGAUUCGGCGAUCAAGUCGCUCGUAAGCUCACGAAACAGGAAAUUAACGAAAUGGAGGACAAGCAAAAGUAUCGAAAUGCCUAUAAAUGCGCCGAUAUGGUCGAUCCGGUGUUCAUUCAUCAAGAAUCUGUCCUAAAAUACGAAGAUCCCGAGUGGGUUAUCUACCAAGAAGUGUACGAAGUCACAAUGGAUGAUGGCAAACCGAGGAUGUUCAUUCGCGGAAUUACGGAAAUUGAUCCGGCGUGGUUGCCGAAAUACGUGCCGACGUUGUGUAACAUUCUGAAAAUUAUGGAAAAGCCUGAACCGCGUUACGAUGCUGUGCAGGAUCGGAUUGUGUGUCAUGUGAAUGCGACUUACUCGAAAGCGGCGUGGCAAUUGCCGUUGGUUGAAGUUGCGAUGCAACCGUCAGUCGAUCAGUACAAACAUUUUGCGAGAUGUUUCUUGAAUGGAGAGAUUUUUGAGAAAUUGCGAGAAUUUGCGGAGGUUUUGACAGCAACUCCAGAUUCGAUGAAUAAAACUUGGGUGAAAUCUAUGCCGAGAGCGAAGCAGUUGUUGGAUGUUUUGAUGCAGAAUGAAGUUACGACGAAGAAAAAGUUGAAGAAGUUGUGGAAAAGUAAUAAAGAAUUCCUUCUUGAGGAAUACAAAUUAUGGCUUCCUGACAACUUACAUCAAAAAAUCAAGAAAAUGUGGCCUCCAUUGUAAAUUUUUGCGAGCAAAAACAGCAUUUACAUUGUACAUAAUACUAUUUUAAUUAUAUUUUAAUACAAAAUAUAGGAUAAAUAUUAAAAAAUAAGACGUUCACGGAUUAAAAUUAUUACCAUGCAAUAUUUAGUAGGCUUUGUCAGAUCAUUUAAUACGGAGGAGGUUGUUGGUUCGGAUAUCCGCCCAUUUGCCCGCCGCCCAUCAUAUUUUGUUGCUGAUUCGGCAUUUGACGUUGUAACUGAGCAACUAAGGCGGAUUGCGGUUGUUGCGGAUUCAUGCCUUGACCUUGAUUUCCCAUCAUCGCUUGGU
Messenger RNA from Culicoides brevitarsis, 3916 nucleotides. It is a transcript of the gene kz, whose product is annotated as probable ATP-dependent RNA helicase kurz. Bases 74 to 3607 code for a protein of 1177 amino acids. The record is from RefSeq and is a predicted model, not a curated record. Gene Ontology annotation, biological process: maturation of SSU-rRNA from tricistronic rRNA transcript (SSU-rRNA, 5.8S rRNA, LSU-rRNA). NCBI's taxonomy places the organism in Eukaryota, Metazoa, Arthropoda, Insecta, Diptera, Ceratopogonidae. Gene Ontology annotation, molecular function: ATP binding; RNA binding; helicase activity. Gene Ontology annotation, cellular component: intracellular anatomical structure; nucleolus. The transcript is spliced from 3 exons.